This is a messenger RNA of Geodia barretti, 769 nucleotides long. Lineage: Eukaryota; Metazoa; Porifera; Demospongiae; Tetractinellida; Geodiidae. The record is from the annotation of a GenBank genome assembly.
UUGCAGCCUAACACUCCCGCUCGCCAGUAAAAGUAGGGGUAGGAUCGGGAGAUCGCUGAAGCGCGUACACGUCCACACAUCCGGAAGCAAGCGAACUGGCGCAGGCUGCGGACAAGUGGCGCUCUCGUGCAGUGCCGAGUAUGCCACCUACCCGCGAGGGUCCAAGCAGGUCUGCUGAGCCACGGCCUCGCUAAAGGCGCCGUUCUACGAGGCUGCUGCGCGUGCCCCCGUCGACAUAGUGGCCGUCAUCGACAAGAGCGGCUCCAUGCGCGGGGCUAAGCUGGACUUCGUCAGGAAGACGCUUCUCUUUGUUGUCGAUCAGUUGAAGGAGUGCGACAGGCUGUCCCUGGUGACCUACGACACCAAUGUCUACCUGGACUUCUCCCUCACGUCCAUGAGCACGACCAACAAGGACAAGGCCAAGAUCACCAUCUCAAAUCUACGCGAAGGUUCCUCCACCAACCUCUGUGGAGGCCUUGUCAAAGGUAUGGAGGAGGUGGUACAGAGUGCGGGAGAGAGAGCUCAGGUCCAGUCGGUGCUCCUCCUGACUGAUGGGCUAGCUAACAAGAGGGUCCGCGAUGCAGAGGGUAUCCUGGCCAAGAUGAGGGAACUUCAGGACCCUCCAGUUCGUGGAGAUGUGGCUCCAAAGAAAUUUAACGGUACUGUCUACACGUUUGGAUCUCCAGUCAAGGAGGCGGAGUCUAUUACUUCAUUGACAGCACUGAUAAGAUCCCGGAGUCAUUUGCAGACUGUCUGGGAUGGCUGCUGA